Molecule: messenger RNA, 8045 nt
Organism: Ostrea edulis (European flat oyster)
Lineage: Eukaryota; Metazoa; Mollusca; Bivalvia; Ostreida; Ostreidae
Exons: 21
Coding region: 269-2764 (831 amino acids)
Source: RefSeq, a predicted model, not a curated record
UUGGAUUAUUCCAAAGUGCAGAAAUGACCCUACUCGCAAGGUAGCAGUCGACUUCAAAAAUACUUGGCAAGAAGAUAUUUAUCUCAGAAAUGAAAAUCAUCUACCUUAUUUCGCUGUUGUUUAUGAGUUGUGAUGCUGUGCAGCUUCCACGAUGGGUACACAGAGUGAAGUCAUGUGAGAGGCAAAUAACAUAACAGCCUGGGAAGCAGCUUCAGAGAAACUCAGCUGUCUAAAUGAUCUCACUUCCAAUGAUCCAGCUCAACAAAGAAUGGUUUACCAUUGUUUGGUCAGUACUUACCUAAAUGAAACAGUCGAAUUCUGUGGCAGAAGUGUUCCUAUUGCACCAGGAAAUUGUCCAAUUUACAACUACCAAUUCUUUGAAAAUAGGGUGGCUUCCUACUACGAUUGUUCAGAAUUUACCAGUGGAUGUCCCAACCAAAUGAUCCAUUCCAAACACGUUUUCAAAUACGCCGAGUGCUUAAAUAUUGAUUCGGAAAAAAGGUGCUUUCGUUCUGAAGUUCAAUGUUUGAUGAAGAAAUCCACAGAAAAUAUUACAGUUUCAACAACAGCAUUGAACACAACAGAUGAACUGUCCACAGAAAGAUCAAUCACGAAUGACGUAUCACAGAACAAAACACGAAGUGAAAGUGACAUUCCAUACGUGAUACGGGAGAUUAAUGGAAGCCCAGUUUGGAUGGUAAUCUCCUGGAUUCUGACAGGAAUAGUAUUGACAGUCAUCACAAUUCUCUUUAUUCUCUUUAUCAGUCGAAAGAGGAAUUUACUAACCUUCCUGAAAAAGCGGUUAAUGGGCAGAAGACAGUGUGAAGAAAAACAGAAUACAGAUAAAAAAGAGUGUACAUCAUUGCUAGAAUCCCGAACUGCAGAAAAUAAUCCAACAGAUGUUGUUGUGAUGGGGGCAUCCGACUCCACCCUAGGAAGUGAUUCUGGAGUCGAAACAGAAGAGAAACAAAUCUACAGAGAAGAGCAGAGGUCCGAGAUACAAAUUGAUAUAGAAGAUGGCGAGAAGAAAGCUGGUAAGAGUAUUAGAAAACUUGACGCCAUCAUCAACUUCUCAAAAAGCAAAGUAUUUACUGACUUCCUUGAUGAUUUAAGCAGAGAAAUGACUCAAGGGACGAUGAAUAGAAUAAAGACACUUUUAAAAGAUCGAAUUCAGGAGUCGGAAGAUGAUCUCAGAGAUAUAUCUACUCCCUCCGAACUGUUAGACUAUAUGGACAAAGAGUUAUCCCUUUACAACAAUCUGGCCAUACUUCAAGCAUAUUUCCUAGCAGUAACCCCUCCUGAUGAAAACCUGUAUGAGAAAUGCCUGAGUUAUGGAAAGAAAGCAAGAGAUAUCUUUUAUUUCCAGAAAUGUACAGAGAAUUUGAAGGAUUUUGAGAAAGUUGAAUUUCACAUCAAAUGCUCAGAUAUUAGCAAAUAUAAUAAAGCUGAUCUUGAGGAAUUUCGCAAAGCUUUAUCUGAUAUUCUUGGAGUAGAGGCAGAUGACAUGAUACUUGUUGGGAUACGUAAAGGAAGCAUUAUACUAACUUUCAUGAUUCGGAGUACGUUCAUUCCGAACUUGAGGACGAUAUUUUCGGACAGGAAGUCACUGAAGAGCAUCACGUACCGAGUGAUGCUAUUCAGACGACUGACUCACAGAGUAUUCAAAGUGACCAUUAACGGAGAAGUCGUGUAUGAGCCGGAAAAGAAAACAGAAGAAUACGCAGGUCCAACAGUAAUUGAGGAGGUUCAUUUGAAGAGAGCAGGGGUUGGAAAGUACCAAACAGUUACAGAUAAAAAAGCAACCCAGGAACAGUGCAUAAAGUUUUAUAUUGAAAAUGAUUUAGAGAAAUGCCAGGAUGAAGUAUAUGAUCUUCGAGAGUGGAUUGCCAAAUAUCUGAGAAUAGAUAUUGGUCAAAUUAUGAUCGCUGGAUUAGAGAAGGGGUCUGUAACCGUGGUUUUCAGAGUGUUGCUAGGAAACCCCGAAACAGAUCUAAUGGCACUGGCAAGUACAGAUGAAUUUCAAGCAGGUGUAUCACGCAAAGGUGUGAAGAAAAUUUUCGUCGGUAGUGAGAAAUGUAUCACAGUUGGGAGAGCACAAACAUUUGUUCACAUUCAUUGCUCGGGUCUGCACGAAGGGAAUACAGUAGAUAAUGUCAAGAAAAUGGUGUCGACUGUGCGUCAAAAGGCAAGGGAGUUGGUCAUAGAUGGAUCGAAAGUGUUUCUACGGAUAAAGGAUAAGCAGAAAAGAAAAGAACCAGAAAUCGGAAAAAAGAGGACAGGUACUAAGGAGAGGCAGCGUUUACUGGAGGAACUGGAACCGACACAGAUUCUAAGGAACAGAGAAGUGCAGAAAGUAAUAGAUGGGCAAGGAAUCAAUAAAACGUUGGCUCAAAGUCGAGAAGAAAAAUGUAACAUCGUAAUAGAUGUGGUCGAUCAGUUACCUGACGUGACAAGAGAUGUUAUAUUGAAUUCUGUGGGUGAACAUGAGGAAAGUUGUGACGAAACAAAUUACACCAAGACAUCUUCCAAUAAAAAUCCAGUGACACUUCCGGAUUUUGAAACGGUAUCGGAGGAGAUCUAUUCAUCCAUAAUCGACGAAACAUUUGAAAAGAUCCGCUAUGUGCCCAGUCACAUUAAGCAGAGAUGCAGCAGUGCAUCAGGAAUGAAACAGAAAGAAAGGGCAAACACUUUACUGAAUUAUAUCCAAGAGAACGCAUUUCGUCGACAGAUAUUUAUGAUGGUUUGGCAAAAGCAUGUGGAAUGAAGAAUUCGAUGUAACAAUAUAUGAUAUAUUAUGUAUAUAUUUUAUAGAGUGACAGAAUUACUUAUUUUUGCAUUAAAGCUGACAUGAAUUAAUAAAUAUAGUAUAAUUCUAUAUGUCCGCCAUAUUUCUUUGCUAAUCCGCCAUAUUAGUUGGAUAUUCUAUUGUUAUAUGUAUCAGGGUUCGCAUGGUAUAUAAGGGGACGAGUUGUGCUACGCUUCACUUCACAUCAGUGUCUUCGAUUUACCUGUGCGGGUAGCUUCGACAGGUAACACGUACAUCUCCGAUACUACUUUACAGGACACCAAGAAGAAAUGAAAUCACGUUUUGAAACACCAUGCAGUGCUCAAAAUUACAAUAAACAAAUCGUACAGUUGUAAAUCGUUCUAAAAGCUUUGGAUAAAUAAAUAUAGAAUGCCUUUCCUUUACUUGAAUGUGCGUACAUUUGCAAUAAAUACGUCAAAACUAUACAAAAACGCAGAGAAAUAUUUCAUCUAUUAUCUAGAUCUAUUGAUGAAAUGGAAUAAGCAAAGGGUAUAAAAUCUAUACCAUUCACACUUACUUCAAGCAAAAUCCAAAUACAUAAAUGCUACUAUACGUAUAAAGAAGACAUGGUCAUGUAUGCUCGCCAUGAAAAAGCAUCGAAUGCGGAUGACUAUUUACCUGGGUCUACUCGUAAUAUCUGUAUAGGACCGAAGAUGUACGUGUACACCUGUCGAAAAUACUCAAAGUAGUAGUAAAACUCCCUUUAUUAGCAUAAUCCAUGAAACAAAACGGUACACUCCAUUUGUAUUCCAACAGUAAACAACAUUGUCCAUUGUACAGACUGCGACACACUUAGCCCGUGCCGAUCAGCUAUCUUCAAUCAGGGGAAGUAUCAGAGUAGAAUAUUUACCCUGUAUUGUGCAUGAAUCCUUAUACCGUAUGCUUUGCUUGUCAGAGUAUUGCAGAUUUAUAAAUCAGGAAAUCUUUUAGGUACAUAAAUUGUUUGUGCAUAGAUAAUUUGCAUAUACAACACUGCACGAGUGUAUGAGAGAGAGAGAGAGAGAGAGAGAGAGAGAGAGAGAGAGAGAUUCAAACGAUGAUCUUGUAAUAAUCGCGCUCUUAUUAAGACAAAUGCUAAUUCGGCGUUUAAUAUAUCUUAUAUAUCUAUGCCAUUUUGCUUUAUUACAUUCUGCGUCGGAUGCAAAUUGUAGUAAUGCAAAAUGUAAUAAUUGAGUUUAUCAUAUGCGUAGUUAUCAAGCACAUAGAAUUUUUUUUUUAUUUAAACAUAUUUUAUUGAGAAACUCAACAGGAUUGAGCAACAGGCAUAGCCUAUAUAUGUAGGCCCUCUCCCAAAAACAAAGGUCAAGUACAAAGGUACUUAGAAUCAAGGGGAGGGGCCAAGAGUGUCUGUCCCCCACCUUUGAUAACAAUAUUCAAUUUUUUGUUAUUUUGUUUGUUUGGUUUUUUUUUAAUGUUUUCCGCCACACUCAACAAUUUUUCAGUUAUCUGGUGGCGCCCAGUUUUUGUUGGUGGAAGAGAGAAACCAGAUACAAUGUACCCGGGAAGAGACCACCGACCUUCCGAAAGUAAACUGGGAAACUUUCUCACUUACCGACACGAGCGGGUUUCGAACCCGCGCCGACAGAAGUGAGAGGCCGUUAUUUUGUAAUGCAAAUAAAAAUUAUAUUGGGUGACAACCCCCUCCCCACAAACUUGACCCCAGCUUGAAAGUUCUGAUAUAAUAGUAGAAGAUACACACCACCACAAUUAAGAAAAUGAAGAUAUUAUGAGGCACUCGUAGUAGAGGACUCUAACCACCCCAUCCCACCCCCAACGAUGGAAGAAAAUAAAGUGUAGGGGGAAAUUAUUGAGACAGUCAAAAUAAAAGACUCUUGUAACCCUUUGCCCCCACAUUAGGAAUUUGAACAUCGGAUAAAACAUCUUGGUUUGUUUGGGUUUUAUGUUUUAUUUUAUUGAUGUUUUCGUUCAUCUUUUUAAUUAUUAUUUUGAAUGGCAAGAAAUUUUAAAGAAUCCAAUUUUCCAUUUUUUUCUUCCUGUUGUACCCCCCACCCCAUGAAAAAUGACGAUACAUGUCUGGUUAUUACAUGUACAUUUUGCUUUUCAACACAUGCAUGCAUACUAAUUGUAUGGUGUAGAAUUGCACCCUUUGCCAAGUUUUACUUCAUUUACACAGUGUAAGGAAUGGUAAACCAAAAUCACAAAACAAAAUGCAUAAAGGCCAAGAUAGUUUUAAGCGUAGGAACUUCAUUCACGAAUACAUAAAUACAUGUAUUCAGAAAAAUCGCAUGCAUGCAUUGCAGGACUAUAGCAUAUGUGUGUUUUAACGUUUCUGUAACAUGCCAUAAUGAUUAUUUUCAUUUCGGAGAUCUGGCGCAAUGGAUAUAUUCUGAAAAUAGACAUACCGCUGUACGUCGAAAUUUCAAAUUCAAAUGUAUUCGAUAAGAUGUUAGUAUUCAUAAAUCAGUAAAAUUCGUGUUGAGGUUUUUUUUAAUAUGAUACAGUGUCAAUCCACUGUAAUGCAUUAGUAGGAUAUGCAAAAGGCAAGAGUAUCAACAUUUUCUAGUAUCGAUAUCUAUAUGAUCACGAAAAAACAUUAUAAUUUAUAUCCGGAUUCAUAUGCCGAUUUAGAUAUCAAUAAAAACAAAGCUGGAUAGUUUGGGGGAGGGGGUUCAAAUGAGUCUGAUGAAAUUAAAAGAAGGAACCCCACAUUUGCAUUCAAACUAGAUGUACUUCAAAAUGAUUUUAUUUCUGCUUUGACUGAAAGCAUGAUUCUAAAUUCGGUAAUGAAUCUUGCAUACAAAAUAAUCAAUAGGGGAACACAUAAAUCUGAGCUCCUUUGGAAUUUAAUGAAAUGCAGAUAUGCACCUUUCUUUCAACACGAAUUGAUGUUGUUUCAGGCACGUAUACAGGGGGUUGGGGUGGGCAGGGAGGCUGGGCUGGUCUGCUCUCCCCACUUUUUUGGCAAUUUACUUUUUUCGGUUAUUCUAACAUACAAAGUCAGUAUUUUCUACAUGCACAGUUCAAACUGAUAUUUUUUUUUUUUAAUUUGUAAUGAAUUCAAUUAUAAGCAUCAACUCCUGUAAGUUUUUAAUAUAUUGUCAAUAACAAAUUUUUAAAUAGCUGAAAUUUUUUAAUGCUUGUAAGCUUACCAUUAUAUCAGUGAUCAAUUUUCUUUCCUUCUCUCUCUCUCUCUCUCUCUCUCGUCCAAUCAACAGGGCCGUAAAUUAACCUUCAAUUUGGAGGAGGCAGGAAAUUAGGCGGGGGUCUGGGGGCCGCCCAGGCCCCCAGACGCUGAGCACAUUUUGUGCACACUGAACACGUUUCGUGCAAAAUCCUUGAUUCUAGGGCCUUCUAAGAUGUUACUUGACUAACUCAUUCUAAAAGAAAGAUUUGGAAUGCUUUUUAAGGGAGGUAUCAUGUUCUUAGUUAUUGGAAACAACAUAAAUUCUAAUGAACUUUAAAUUUUAAUUUUUUUUGGCUCAAAAGUUUGGAGGAGGCAGCUGCCUCCUCCGCCUCCAUGUAAUUUACGGCCCUGAUCAAUGAAUAUGGACAUACGGAGACCGUAAAUAAUUAUGUGGUUCCCAAAGAAACAAUAAAACUAUAUUUUCGUUUAUACAUUUCCUUUUAUAUGUGUCUUUGUGUAAUCAACUGUUUAUUAUGGAUUGCAAAUGUAAUACCCGCAUUUUUAAACAGACGUAUAUUUUCGAUCAUUAUUCCCUUAUUUGUAUAUCCAAGUUUGUAUAUGAUCAUCGAUAAAUUUUGAAUUGAGCACGCAAUAUAUCCAACCAGAUGAUCGGUGUAUAUGAUUAGAUUUCCGAUUUUUAUAAACUGCAAAACCUCGACCAGACAAGCAUUCAAUACAGGAAAAAAUUUCGACUCUGACAUCUCCCCCGAUUGAAUACACCCUAUUUGGCACGGGUGAAGUGUGUCGCAGUCUGUAUAAUGGAAUGAGAACUUGUUGUAAAGUUCUAACGAGAUACAAAUGGAGUUUAUCAUUUUGUUUCGUGGAUUUAUCAGAAUAAAGAGAAUCUAAUAUUUUCGGUAAGUGCACAUCUCCGAUACCUGUUGAAUAGACGUCCGGAUUUGAUACGAGUUUUUUUUGGCGAAUAUGCCAUGUGCAUUACAUAUUAUGCAUAUGGCAUGGACCUGUAUUUUGCAAGAAUUGAUAUAAAUAAUCUAUUUUAUGCUCUUUGCUUAUUCCAUUCUAUCAGUUUGUAAUUGGCAAAUGAUUUCUCCGCAUGUAUUUCAUAAGAAACUGCAAAUACUUGCAUGCACUUGCAAGUAUGCAAGAAAAACUUCCUUUUUUUUUUUGCAUCUUUUCUAAAUUAUCUAAACUUUCGGAAUGUUGCAUAGGUAUACAAUAAAUAUUUUGUAAUUUUGAGCAAAGCAUAAUGUUUUAAAAUGUUAUUUUAUUUGUUUCGCAUUCCCUAUAUAUUACUAUCGGAGAUGUGCACUGGUCGAGUCCACCUAGAAAAAUCACUCAGGUGUGACAAUCACAUUUGGGGUAUAUACGGGUAGAGUAAAUUAAGCUACCUGAGAGAAAUAUGGCGGAUAAGAUGAGAAAGGUGUACUUAUUUAUUAAUUCAUGUCAGCUUUAACUAUUGCAUCCAAAAUUUAAUGUUUGUAUCUUACACAGUGCAACCAUUUUGAACAUUGUUAUUUGUACAUUAUCCCGAUAAUUUACAGUGUAUAAAAUGUUUGUGGGAUGGGGGUUUUAUUUUAAAAAGAUCGCAUGCGGAAAUCAUUAUCAUAUGUAAUUUAUUCAUGCAAACAAUUAUAAAAACAAACAAAAUAAAGCAAAAACAAAACAACAGCAACUUUAAAUUCUGCAAAGAAAUAUAAUUUCUGAAUUUUCAUUCAGUUCUUUUUCAUCAAUAAUUAAGGUCAUAGGAUAUCCAAGAUUUUAGUCGCAUCAAAUGAAGUGAAAUUUUGCUGUGUUUACUUGCGAUUUUCUAUUUUUUGUUCAAACAAGAAUGUAAAUCGGUCAUUAAUACAUGAAAUGUAUGAAACGGGGUUAAUAUGAUUUUUAGCAAUAUUAAAACAUUAGAAAUAGUUUUAUAAAAUUGUAUAACAAAUAUUUUGGGGUGGAUCUUAUGUUCUAAAGUGUUGUUGAUGCAUAUACUUGUGUAUAUUGUACAUGUGCAUGUAUAUACAUAUUAAACCAUAGUGAACGAAAUGUUACAUAUAUCUGUGAUAUUGAUAGUUUAUUUUAUAUGAACAUUGUUAUUAGUAAAUCAGAUAAAACUCUCCAUUUGCAGCUGGAUUUUGAUAAACAGAU